AUGGUAGUCGUGUCUGUGUGGGUGCUUCCCCUCAGGCUCCACAACCUUUCUCAGGCUCCACAACCUCCCUCAGGUUCCACAACCUUCCUCAGGCUCCACAACCUCCCUCAGGUUCCACAACCUUCCUCAGGUUCCACAACCUCCCUCAGGUUCCACAACCUUCCUCAGGUUCCACAACCUCCCUCAGGUUCCACAACCUUCCUCAGGCUCCACAACCUCCCUCAGGCUUCACAACCUUCCUCAGGCUCCACAACCUUCCUCAGGCUCCACAACCUUCCUCAGGCUCCACAACCUCCCUCAGGCUCCACAACCUCCUCAGGCUCCACAACCUUCCUCAGGCUCCACAACCUCCCUCAGGCUCCACAACCUUCCUCAGGCUCCACAACCUUCCUCAGGCUCCACAACCUUCCUCAGGCUCCACAACCUUCCUCAGGCUACACAACCUUCCUCAGGCUCCACAACCUUCCUCAGGCUCCACAACCUUCCUCAGGCUCCUCAACCUUCCUCAGGCUCCACAACCUCCCUCAGGCUCCACAACCUUCCUCAGGCUCCACAACCUUCCUCAGGCUCCACAACCUCCCUCAGGCUCCACAACCUCCUCAGGCUCCACAACCUUCCUCAGGCUCCACAACCUUCCUCAGGCUCCACAACCUUCCUCAGGCUCCACAACCUUCCUCAGGCUCCACAACCUUCCUCAGGCUCCACAACCUUCCUCAGGCUCCUCAACCUUCCUCAGGCUCCACAACCUUCCUCAGGCUCCACAACCUUCCUCAGGCUCCACAACCUUCCUCAGGCUCCACAACCUUCCUCAGGCUCCACAACCUUCCUGAGGCUCCACAACCUUCCUCAGGCUCCACAACCUUCCUGAGGCUCCACAACCUUCCUCAGGCUCCACAACCUUCCUCAAGCUCCACAACCUUCCUCAGGCUCCACAACCUUCCUCAGGCUCCUCAACCUUCCUCAGGCUCCUCAACCUUCCUCAGGCUCCACAACCUCCCUCAAGCUCCACAAUCUUCCUCAGGCUCCUCAACCUUCCUCAGGCUCCUCAACCUUCCUCAGGCUCCACAACCUUCCUCAGGCUCCACAACCUUCCUCAGGCUCCACAACCUCCUCAGGCUCCACAACCUUCCUCAGGCUCCUCAACCUUCCUCAGGCUCCACAACCUUCCUCAGGCUCCACAACCUUCCUCAGGCUCCACAACCUUCCUCAGGCUCCACAACCUCUCUCAGGCUCCACAACCUUCCUCAGGCUCCACAACCUUCCUCAGGCUCCACAACCUUCCUCAGGCUCCACAACCUUCCUCAGGCUCCACAACCUUCCUCAGGCUCCACAACCUUCCUCAGGCUCCACAACCUUCCUCAGGCUCCACAACCUUCCUCAGGCUCCUCAACCUUCCUCAGGCUCCACAACCUUCCUCAGGCUCCACAACCUUCCUCAGGCUCCACAACCUUCCUCAGGCUCCACAACCUUCCUCAGGCUCCACAACCUUCCUCAGGCUCCACAACCUUCCUCAGGCUCCACAACCUUCCUCAGGCUCCACAACCUUCCUCAGGCUCCUCAACCUUCCUCAGGCUCCACAACCUUCCUCAGGCUCCACAACCUUCCUCAGGCUCCUCAACCUUCCUCAGGCUCCACAACCUUCCUCAGGCUCCACAACCUUCCUCAGGCUCCACAACCUCCUCAGGCUCCUCAACCUUCCUCAGGCUCCACAACCUUCCUCAGGCUCCACAACCUUCCUCAGGCUCCUCAACCUUCCUCAGGCUCCACAACCUUCCUCAGGCUCCACAACCUUCCUCAGGCUCCACAACCUUCCUCAGGCUCCACAACCUUCCUCAGGCUCCACAACCUUCCUCAGGCUCCACAACCUUCCUCAGGCUCCACAACCUUCCUCAGGCUCCACAACCUUCCUCAGGCUCCACAACCUUCCUCAGGCUCCACAACCUACUUCAGGCUCCACAACCUUCCUCAGGCUCCACAACCUUCCUCAGGCUCCACAACCUUCCUCAGGCUCCACAACCUUCCUCAGGCUCCACAACCUUCCUCAGGCUCCACAACCUUCCUCAGGCUCCACAACCUUCCUCAGGCUCCAUAACCUUCCUCAGGCUCCACAACCUUCCUCAGGCUCCACAACCUUCCUCAGGCUCCACAACCUUCCUCAGGCUCCACAACCUUCCUCAGGCUCCACAACCUUCCUCAGGCUCCUCAACCUUCCUCAGGCUCCACACCUUCCUCAGGCUCCACAACCUCCUCAGGCUCCUCAACCUUCCUCAGGCUCCACAACCUUCCUCAGGCUCCACAACCUUCCUCAGGCUCCUCAACCUUCCUCAGGCUCCACAACCUUCCUCAGGCUCCACAACCUUCCUCAGGCUCCACAACCUUCCUCAGGCUCCACAACCUUCCUCAGGCUCCACAACCUUCCUCAGGCUCCACAACCUUCCUCAGGCUCCACAACCUUCCUCAGGCUCCACAACCUUCCUCAGGCUCCACAACCUUCCUCAGGCUCCACAACCUUCUUCAGCUCCACAACCUUCCUCAGGCUCCACAACCUUCCUCAGGCUCCACAACCUUCCUCAGGCUCCACAACCUUCCUCAGGCUCCACAACCUUCCUCAGGCUCCAUAACCUUCCUCAGGCUCCACAACCUUCCUCAGGCUCCACAACCUUCCUCAGGCUCCACAACCUUCCUCAGGCUCCACAACCUUCCUCAGGCUCCACAACCUUCCUCAGGCUCCUCAACCUUCCUCAGGCUCCACAACCUUCCUCAGGCUCCACAACCUUCCUCAGGCUCCACAACCUUCCUCAGGCUCCACAACCUUCCUCAGGCUCGUCAACCUUCCUCAGGCUCCACAACCUUGCAUGCUUCUGUACCUUCAUACAGCUUAUGUUAUCACUUAUGUAUGUUUGCAUCACGUGUUUGCGUCACAUAGAAGACUUCUGUAUAUCUAACUGA
Molecule: messenger RNA, 2949 nt
Organism: Procambarus clarkii (red swamp crayfish)
Lineage: Eukaryota; Metazoa; Arthropoda; Malacostraca; Decapoda; Cambaridae
Source: RefSeq, a predicted model, not a curated record